ACUGCUCGGCUUGAUUAGGCUCAGUGUUUUGGUGUUACUAUCCCGGUACAGAUUGGAUUGAAAAGUACUCAAACUUCUAAGAUGUUUUUAUUAGUGGUGUUAGCAGGUGCUCUAACCGUGGUCUAUUUACUGACCUUAUGGCUGAAAGACUGGUACUCAUUUUGGAAGAAAAUGGACGCCCCAUACGAAGAGCCGGAUCUCUUCUACGGGAAUUUGACAAGUGUAGCAAAGAAAAUGGACCACCUCGGGGGUAGUAUGCAAAAGAUCUAUGAGAAGUUCAAAGGUCGGGCGCCGUUUGUUGGUAUCUAUAUGUUCCUGAAGCCAGCGGCUCUGCUGGUAGACCUCGAACUAGUGAAGAAUGUGUUGAUCAAGGAUUUCAAUUACUUCCAUGAUCGCGGUGUGUUCUACAAUGAAAAAGAUGACCCCAUAUCUGCGCAUUUAUUUGCACUUCAGGGUCCCAAAUGGAAGCUACUUCGCAAUAAACUUUCUCCGACCUUCACCAGUGGAAAGAUGAAAAUGAUGUUUCCUACGAUUGUCGAUAUUGCAAAGCGCUUUGAAGCCACUAUCGAUGAGGUCGCAGAGCGUGAUGCCGAUCUCGAUAUCAAGAAAUUAAUGGCCCGUUUUACGGUGGAAGUAAUCGGGGUGUGCGCAUUCGGACUUGAUUGUAACAGCGUCGCGGAUGAGAAUAGUGAAUUCUACCGCGUAGGACUCAGUGUGUUCAGUAAUCCAAGGCAUAGCUUCCCCGUUGACUUGUUAAUGAUUGCAUAUCGCGAAUUGGCAAGGAAAAUUGGCUGUAAACGCUUCCGUGAUGAAGUUUCUGAUUUCUACACGCGAGUGGUAAAGAGCACUGUGAGCUUCCGCACAGCGAAUGAUGUCCACAGGCAUGAUUUCAUGGAGUUGCUCAUUGAUUUGUACCAACGGCAAGAUGACAACAAAAUCACAUUCAAUGAGCUUUUGGCCCAGGCGUUUGUGUUUUUCAUUGCUGGAUUCGAGACAUCGUCAACUACAUUGCAAUUUUGCUUCUACGAAUUGGCAGCUAACCCUGAUAUUCAGACUAAAGCUAGGAACCAUAUCAAUGAAGUCCUGGAGAGACAUGGUGGAGACUUGACCUAUGAAGCGAUGAUGGAUAUGAAGUAUCUGGACCAGAUAAUAAAUGAAACUCUACGCCUCUACCCGCCUGUGAUGUCACUUUUCCGUGAAACCGACAAGGACUACCCCGUCCCCGGAACGAACUUCAUUUUGAAGAAAGGAGUAACCGUCCUUAUUCCAGCUUUUGCUAUUCAACGUGAUCCCGAUGUAUACCCGAAUCCACUCAAGUUUGAUCCUGAUCACUUUUCUGAGGAGAAUAUGAAAGGUAGGACUCCAGUCGCAUUCUUGCCAUUCGGGGAAGGACCCAGAAUUUGUAUUGGUGCCAGGUUUGGAAUGAUGCAAGUUCGUGUCGCGCUUAUAACUGCUUUGAGGAAAUACAAAUAUAGUUUGUCACCAAAGACGAAAUCACCCCUGGAGUUGUCAAAGAAUGCCUUCAUUACUUCCCCGGUUGGAGGUAUAUGGUUGAACGUUGAAUCGUUAUAAAGUAAGCGCGCUUAUUGAUAACUCUAUGUGGAAUUAAGGACAAUAAAGUUGCUUCUAGAUUACAUCAAAA
Messenger RNA from Hermetia illucens (black soldier fly), 1642 nucleotides. RefSeq names its product cytochrome P450 6a8-like. Gene Ontology annotation, molecular function: oxidoreductase activity, acting on paired donors, with incorporation or reduction of molecular oxygen; iron ion binding; heme binding. The transcript is spliced from 2 exons. Lineage: Eukaryota; Metazoa; Arthropoda; Insecta; Diptera; Stratiomyidae. The coding region runs from base 82 to 1572 and encodes 496 amino acids. The record is from RefSeq and is a predicted model, not a curated record.